This is a messenger RNA of Rhincodon typus (whale shark), 3654 nucleotides long. RefSeq names its product Ras association domain family member 2a (gene rassf2a). Bases 1 to 885 code for a protein of 294 amino acids. The transcript has 7 exons. Gene Ontology annotation, cellular component: cytoplasm; nucleus. The record is from RefSeq and is a predicted model, not a curated record. Gene Ontology annotation, biological process: signal transduction; regulation of non-canonical NF-kappaB signal transduction; positive regulation of JNK cascade. NCBI's taxonomy places the organism in Eukaryota, Metazoa, Chordata, Chondrichthyes, Orectolobiformes, Rhincodontidae.
AUGGUCACAAGGGAAGGAGGAGCUGAUCAUGGGAGCAGUGGGGCAUGGAGAGGACAUCAGGGAGGUGAACAGAGGAUUGUGAGGAGCUGGGAAGUGGUUGCUUACCCAGAAUAUACACUGAUAUGCUGUAUAUGCUCUGUUCCCGUGUGCCGAUCGCUCCCUGUUUGUUCUCUCAGGCUCCUGAAGACAACGUUUGUCAUCCCAGAUGUCAAAGUGGACGAGGCCGAGAAUCUGUCUGAGGACAAGGAGCCUGUCUCUCACACUGAUGACAAUUCCCAGGAGCGCUGCCCCCCGGGAGAGGCAGGUAGCUCCCAACUGAUGAGGACCAAGAGCGACGCGGGAGCUCUGAUCGUUCGGCGAGCCAACCUGCGCUCCCCCAGUGACAAGAGGAGGAUCCGACGCCAUCGCUUCUCCAUCAACGGGCACUUCUACAACCAUAAGACGUCUGUUUUCACACCAGCGUUUGGUUCAGUGACAAACGUUCGUGUCAACAGCACCAUGAGCUCGCUUCAGGUCCUCAACUUGCUCCUGAACAAAUUUAAGAUUGAGAACAGUUCCAACGAGUUUGCACUUUAUAUUGUCCACACCAGUGGAGAAAGGACCAAGUUGAAGGAUUCAGACUACCCCCUGAUCUCCCGCAUCCUUCAGGGACCCUGUGAAGCCAUAGCGAAAAUCUUUCUGAUGGAGAAGGAUCUGGGGGAAGAGGUCACCUAUGAUGUUGCUCAGUACAUCAAGUUUGAAAUGCCAGUGCUGCAGAGUUUCAUUGUCAAACUGAAGGAAGAGGAAGAUCGAGAGGUGAAGAAAUUAACACGCAAGUAUUCGGUCAUGCGUGCUGUUCUUGAGACACGGGUGCAAGAACUAACAGAGUCCUGGGCACAGAUCUGAGUCCUGGCACAGCAGCUGGAAUAAGUGGCACAAGAGAUUUAGAAGCGGGCACUCUCUCAGAUGCUGAUAUUGGAUGACAAUGCCCUGACUAUGCACUUCUUGACCUCCCAUGGAGUGGGACCUUGGCACCUACCAGACUGUCAGUUGUCAACACCCGUUGGGAGGGGGGGUGGGGGUUGGGAGGGGGUGGUUGGGUGGGGAGGUCCCUUGAUGGGGUGGCCAGCACUUUGAGGUUAUCCUGGGCUCUUGGGAAUGGAUGCUUCAUCUUCAGAAACCUGAUACUCAAACAAAUCCAGCCAAUGUCAUAGGGACAUCAACAAAAACCUCCUUUCCUCAUCUCUACCUCCUUUCCCUGAACGUUUCCAAUCAGGUCUGAAGCUGGGUUGGGUGGGGAGGGAGGGAGAGGCUGGUUGAACCAGGACCUUGCAUCUGGAGUCACGUGGAGACCAGACCAGCUUAGCGCUGCUCCCUCUCCUCCCUUCAGGCCCACGGUGGCAGCUCCAGUGGUGGAGGAUCCCGUCUGCCUGCUGCAGGUUUGCUCCAUGGGUGAGACGAGGAAUGGGAGGCUCCACCAAUGGAUGUGUGACAUCUUGUUCAAAGUGUUGGUGGCGGCAGUGCUGUCAGUGAGGGCGGGGAGGGGGGACAAUAACCCGUGGUCACAGCACAGAGGCGAUGCUGCAAUCCCAACAAGGUCAAGGUGAAGGUCACCAAAAUCUGACCAUGGGGCUGCUCUGUCAGACAGAGAGAGAGGGGGAGAUGAUUGGUGAUGAUUUAACUUGGGGAUCGCUACGCCUCAGGCAAGGGGUUGGAGAUGGUGAAGGUAAAUCCUUCAGGGUAACCUCACACUGUUCGUGUCGCUCUGCAUCAUCAACCGGCCAUCCCAUCCAUCUCGGAACUGUGUGUGUGUGUGUAACCUGGGCUGGAGUGGAUGGAUGGAUAUCACAGGAGAGGUGUGUACCCUGAACAUAACCUCACUGUACGGCUUUAUGCAGUGUCCCGUCGGUCCCCUCACCUGACUGAGGCAGGACGUUUUGGGAAUGAAGGUGGUCUCACUGCAGCUGGGAGCUGAGCUGGUGAUCUGCGAGGAAGAUACCCGAGAGAGCAAGAGUGUUUGUGAAACAUGUGACGCAGUUUCCAUGAAGGAGGUUUGAAAUGGGCUAAGGGCUAACCCCCGUUCUCCAGAGCGAUUGACUGCACUCGCUCUUGACCAGCCAGUCAGAUGUGUUUCUCUAAUGCAGACCACAGUCCAUGUGUGAGGGAGAGAUCACCUUGAUGACAUCUCCGAUCUGAUCUCUCCAAAAAUCCGCCCAGUUAGCCCUCUCCAAUUCCUCUCCUCAGGAACAUUCAAAGAGGAGUGGGCCAUUCAGUCCCUCAAUGCUUCCUCUCUUGCCUGUGAGUCAGCCGACAGACCAGGCUCAAGGGGCCGAAUGGCCUACUCCUGUUCCUAUUUCGUAUGGCCUAAUGGAAAAAAUCUGCACGUAUUACCACAUCAAUAGAUGCUGCAGCAAGGCUGAGGGAGCUGUUCAAGCGAUUGCAGUUUCCAUUAUCACCCAGCAACUCACGUCAUUUGACAGAGUAUUGAAGAGAGAGAGACAAAGGGACCUCAAUCCAUGAUUUGAACAUAAACAUUGAUGCCAUUUGUUAAGCCAUGUGCUCCAUCCUGCCUGUGAAAAGCACAUUGAUAAGGUCAGGGCCAGAAUCACGUUGCACUGUGAGGACGGAAAACCAAGCCUGGAUUUCGAAGGUGCGGACGAGGAAGCUGAAAUGCACUCUGAGUUGGUUAUCCAUUUCCAGUGAUCAGCUCUCAAUGGCAAGCGUUAGAACUGACGGGGGUAAAGAGCCUGGGGAGAAAUGAGGAACAGGUUAUUGAUUUGGACAAUGAGCCAUGACCAUAACAAGCGGCAGAACAUGCUCAAAGGGCUGAAUGGCCUCCUCCUGUUCCAAUUGUCAGUGGAUGGGUUACAACCAGAAAAAUGGCCUCAACCUCACUGGAAUAAAAUAGUCAGAAAGAAGGGUCUAGGCCCGAAACGUCAGCCUUCCAGCUCCUCUGAUGCUGCCUGAUGCAUCCAGCUCUACACCUUGUUAUCUCAGAAAGUAUUGGGUUUUUCUUCUCUCUGAGUUUCUCACUGAUCCUAAUGUGGCUCGUGGCAUAUAGUUAAGGCUGGGAAUCGAUAGAUUCUCGAUCCAUUGAGGAAUCAACUGUGAUAGAGGAAAGCGGAUGUGAGGAAUGAUGGCGGGGCAGGUUGGAGGGACAGUGGUGUGUUAAAUUAUUCCCCUGGCUGGGGAGGGGGGGGGGGUUGUGUCGUCCAGGUGAGGGGAUCAGAAAGGGGCAGCCAGACCUCCAGGCUGUCCACCAACAGACUUAACAUCACCACUUCAGCUGGCUGGAGGAAGCGUGCACAAGUCCGAACCCAACACCCACGUGCCCCCCACCCCAACUCACAUCCCCCUGACUCCUUCCCCAUCCUGACAAGGUUUCUGAAAGAUACCUGCAUUUCUGGGUGUUUGCUCCCUUCCUUCCUAACCGCUGCCAGGGCAACUGUUCUGAACCCCAGACCCAAUGGCGAAUCCCAUCUGUGAGCACUGCCCUGUUUCUGAAGACAGAGCACCACCAUCCAAUCAGUGUCUGACCCCCAACUUGAAGCAGACUGUAAGAAAUAGAUAUAUUUUUCUGUCGCACUAUUUCGUGACAUAACGUACGUUUGGAUAGUUUUGAACUUCUCAGCUAUUUUUUCAGAGGAAAGAUGGAAUUAAACCGAGUCUAACGAA